Messenger RNA from Phytomonas sp. Hart1, 1320 nucleotides. Lineage: Eukaryota; Euglenozoa; Kinetoplastea; Trypanosomatida; Trypanosomatidae. The record is from the annotation of a GenBank genome assembly.
AUGGAUAUUAGCAUCUCUGGGAGGAAUCUUCUCCACCUCCUUGAGGUCCAUGAAAGUUCCCUUCGUUCUUCAAUGUAUAAAACACCCACUCCACGACUUCAGCAGCCACAGGCAAAGUUGAAUUCUAUGUACAUUCCCAAGUCUCAGGUGGACUACAGCCGGAUUCGCAUCGGCAUCGGGAACUCACCGCGCUCUCAUCUAGCCUUUGUGGGCACUCCGCUGGUGGAGUCCAUGAUGGCGUCUCCAGGAGGUAGUGGGCGUGCGCAGGCCGGGCGAGGCCUUCCCGUUCUGGACAGAGCUGGGGUCUCCGCGCGGUGCCCCCCCCUCAGCGUGCGCUCGUUGGCGGGAACGGGCUUACGGUCAAAGGAUGGGCUCAUAGGUCACACCCCACCACCUCCGGAGAGAACGGACGGGGUCUUGUCCUGGGGGGAUCGCAUCAAGGUGAUCACUACCGCCCGCGCGAAACUCAGCGUUUCCCAUCUUCCCGAGCAACUGACGGUGCAAACCGUUCCGGGGUCCUGUUGCGGUGAGCUCACACAUACACACGACGUAGGCGACGAACAUGGCACCGAGACACCUCUGCCGGAUCUGCCGAGGUGCUCCGACGGCAAUUUCUUCAGCUGCAACUCUUCCUACACCGGGCUAGAGCCUAUUUCGAUUUUGGAUGACACCGGGCUAGUUUUGCAAGGGUCAAAUGCUUCUACCCCACGGCUGCGGAAAUGCUCUGAAAAGAACGAGUUAUCAUCUUUGGGGUGCCCGAAUUGCGUUUCAUCGGAUACAACGGACGAGCUGAAUGUAUUGUCCUCCUCACCAAAACUUGUCCAAGGGGAGGUGAUUAACUACUCCACGCUCAAUAUUCAUACCCCCAUGCCAACCACGACUGAAAAGCCAAGACGCUCGAACAUGUGCCCUUCCCGUAACACAUCGCUUUCUUUUACAUUGUUACCGAAAGGAAGGACUUUAAGCCGACUCAAAGAGAAGACUUUAUUCCAUUUGAAGAAUUCUGAUGAUAUGAGAGUUAUGGAAGCUAAUGGACUCAUUCGGAAGCGUACGUUUCGAAGUGCAACCACACGGACCCCCGAAACAACCCACAGCCGCGACAUAACCCCCAUUAAACGCGUAUCUCCCAUAAAGGUAAAGUACCAAAAGUUAUUCGGUGGAUCAAGCCCGAGGGAGGGGCGGUGUGCGACGGCAGGAGUGCAGCGUCGACUGAAACUGACGGAGGGGCAACUGCGUAAGCACAGAGAGAGCCUCCGGCGUGAGUUGUACGCGUGGAAUAGGGACUUGGAGAAAAAAGAUGACGACUGCAACGCGGUUUGA